Messenger RNA from Scomber scombrus (Atlantic mackerel), 3963 nucleotides. RefSeq names its product astrotactin 1 (gene astn1). Bases 1 to 3963 code for a protein of 1320 amino acids. The record is from RefSeq and is a predicted model, not a curated record. Gene Ontology annotation, molecular function: protein binding. The transcript has 24 exons. Gene Ontology annotation, biological process: neuron cell-cell adhesion; neuron migration. NCBI's taxonomy places the organism in Eukaryota, Metazoa, Chordata, Actinopteri, Scombriformes, Scombridae.
AUGGCGAGCAUCAACAUGGGGCCGAGACCGCUGCUGCUGAGGCUGGCUUGCUGGGUGCUUCUGGCCGCCCUAACGGUCAAUGUCCGGUGUCUGAACGGCGACGAGGACCAGAGCCAGGACACGGAGUGCAAGAUGAAGAGCGUCACCGUGUCAGCGCUGCCGUUUUUGAGGGAGAACGACCUGAGCAUCAUGCACAGUCCGUCGGCCUCCGAGUCCAAGCUGCUGUUCUCCGUUAGAAACGAUUUUCCCGGAGACGUCGUGGUGGUGGACGACCUGGAAAACACCGAGCUGCCGUUUUUCGUCCUCGAGAUCUCCGGGAACUCGGAGGACAUCCCUCUGGUCCGAUGGAGGCAGCAGUGGCUGGAGAACGGCACUCUGCUCUUCCACAUCCACCACCAGGACGGCAGCCUGAACCUCCCAGAACCCACCGAUGAUCCGGCCAACGAUUCGGCAAAGGAGGAGCUCCGUAUCCUGCAUAUCUCCGUCAUGGGCGGGAUGAUCGCCCUUCUGCUGUCCAUCCUCUGCCUGGUCCUGAUCCUCUACACCCGCAGGCGCUGGUGUAAACGCCGUCGCAUCCCUCAGCCCCAGAAGAGCGCCAGCGCCGAGGCGGCUAAUGAGAUCCACUACAUCCCCUCAGUGCUGAUGGGAGGCCAGGCCAGGGAGAGCUUGAGGAACUCCCGCGGUCAGGGGCCCAACUCCAGCGGUACCCUCAGUAUCCGGGAGACUCCUAUACUGGAUGGGUAUGAGUACGACAUCACCGACCUGCGUCACCAUCUGCAGCGGGAGUGUAUGAACGGUGGCGAGGAAUUUGCCAGCCAAGUCACCCGAACACUGGACUCCCUCCAGGGCUGUAAUGACAAGAAUAAUAUGGACCUCGCACCUGUGAGCGACAACACCAAGCUGGCCCUUAUGAACAAAUACAAGGACAACAUCAUCGCCACGAGUCCCAUCGACAGCAACCAUCACCAGCAGAACACCCUGCUACCACACAACACGUCCACCAGCCAACGCAAACGUCUCUCCAGCAACACCCGCGCGGGUUCAACUUUCUUGAACCCAGACGGGGACUCUGGGACGGAGGCAGACAGCGAGCCUCAGCUGGCCUUUUACACCGACCCAAACCGCAGUCGACGCCGGAGUCGAGGUAUGAGAAAUGGUAACGCCAACAGCGCUUGGGGCUCAGGGGCAGCAGGUUCCCCACGGAGCCCCAUCAAUAAGACCACCCUGACUCUGAUCAGUGUCAUCAGCUGCGUGAUCGGCCUGGUUUACUCCUCUCACCUCUCCUGCAACCUUUCGGUGCGGGUAAUCCUACAUGUGCCGGAGCACCUCAUCGCUGACGGAUCAAGGUUCAUUUUGCUGCAGGGGAGCCAGUUGGACGCCUCAGACUGGCUGAACCCGGCACAGAUCUCGUUGUACUACCAGCAGAAUGCCAGCGGGCCCUGGGUGAAUGAGCUGUGUGGACGACGCCUCCUGGACCCCUGCGAGCACCAGUGUGACCCAGAGACAGGAGAAUGUCUUUGCCUCGACGGCUACAUGAAGGACCCGGUCCACAAGCACCUCUGCAUCCGCAGUGAGUGGGGGCCCAAUCAGGGUCCCUGGCCUUACACCAUCUUCCAGCGCGGUUUUGAUCUUGUGAUGGGAGAACAACCCUCUGAUCGCAUUUUCAGAUUCACAUACACCUUGGGGGAAGGAAUGUGGCUGCCGUUGAGUAAAAGCUUCGUCAUCCCCCCUGCCGAGCUCGCCAUUAACCCUUCGGCCAAGUGCAAGACUGAUAUGACAGUCAUGGAGGACGCCGUGGACGUACGAGAGGAACUGAUGAUCAGUUCAUCUUUUGACUCUCUGGAAGUGCUCCUGGACUCGUUUGGACCCGUGAGAGACUGCACCAAGGACAACGGGGGCUGCAGUCGCAACUUCCGCUGCAUAUCUGACCGAAAGCUGGACUCCACUGGAUGCGUGUGCCCUCCAGGGUUGAGUCCUAUGAAGGAUGGGACCGGUUGCUACGACCACCACAUCGGCAUCGACUGCUCUGACGGUUUCAAUGGAGGAUGUGAGCAGCUGUGUCUCCAGCAGCUGGCCCCUCUAGAGGAUGACCCCACUCUCUACAACAUCCAGAUGUUCUGUGGGUGUAUUGAGGACUAUAAACGGGGGCCAGAUGGGAGGUCGUGCCUGCCGCUGUCUGAAGCCUGCACUGAGGGGAUAGACUGCGGGGAAGCAACGGACAUCCCAGCUAACCAGACUGUGUUUGGAGACCUUUUCUAUGGAUGGAACAACCACACCAAAGAGAGUACCACUGGACAGAUCCUCAAGGCCACAUUCAGGCAGAAGAACUUUGCCCGAGGCAUCGAGCAGCAGCUCCCAGAUGGUAUGGUGGUGGCAUCGGUGCCAACAGAGGUUCAGUGCCACGAAGAGCUGUCGGACCCCGUGCCCGACCCAGAAUACCUCAAAGGAAUGGUGAACUACAGCGAGGUAUCUGGCUACCCCCUCGUUCAGCAUUGGAGUCUUCGCUCGGUGCUGUACCACGUCAAACUCAAUCAGUGGGUCCUCUCUCAAGCCUUCAGCUCAGCCAUCCAUUCUCUGGACGGCGCGACACAGCGGAGCGACUUUGUCUCCAUCCUCAGGGAGUUCGGAAACCACUAUGUGCAAGAGGCGGUGUACGGCUUCCAGGAGUCCUGUACCAUCUGGUACCCCAACAAACAGGUCCAGAGACAGCUGUGGCUGGAGUACCAGGACAUCAGCAAAGGUAACUCGCCUUCGGAGGAGUCUGAGGAGCGUGACAAGGAGCCCAGGACACUGACCUAUCCUGCAUACAUUGCCAGUCUGCUAGACACGGGCGCCAAGCGUAUGGCAGCCGGAGUACGCAUGGACUGCUCCAGCCAGGGCCAGUGCCCUCGUUCCUGCCACCUCUGUCACAUGAGCCCUCGGGCAGCACAAGGGCGGCAGCAGUCCGAGCCUGUCCUUCUGCAGAUCACCAAGGCAGCACCCAUCUAUGAAUUGGUUUCCAACAAUGAGACAUACCAGGCUCUUCAGGAGGCCAUGAUGAGCAUGUUAUGGUGUUCAGGGAAGGGAGAUGUUAUUGAUGACUGGUGUCGGUGUGAUUCCAGUGCUUUUGGCACAGAUGGACUGCCCACCUGUGCCCCGCUUCCUCAACCUAUGCUGAAACUGUCUUACACCUACGAGCCCAGCAGCUCAUUGGUCAUCAUGGAGUGGAACCACACCGAGUCCCCAAUCGGCGUGCGGAUCGUUGAUUACCUCAUCAGCCAGGAGAAGGUGACAGAGAGGACCGACCACUCCAAAGUUGAGACAGAAACCCUUUUGAGCUUCGUGGAUGACAUCUUGUCUGGGGCCAGGUCUCCAUGUGUGAUGUUAGGGGACAUCCCCAACCUCCUGUCCUCCUCCAUCAGCAUGAUCAUUCGCUGUCUGGAGCCUGAUACCACCUUCAUGUUCCGGCUAUGGGCAGUAGACAACACAGGGCGCCGUUCCAGUCCAAGUGAGGUCACCAUCAAAACUCCGUGUCCAACUGUGGAUGACGUCAAAGCACAAGAAAUCGCAGAUAAGAUCUAUAACUUGUUCAACGGCUACACCAGUGGGAAAGAGCAGCAGACGGCUUACAACACUCUGAUGGACCUGGGUGCUCCCACACUGCACCGAGUGCUCUACCACUACAACCAGCGCUACGAGAGCUUCGGAGAAUUCACCUGGAGGUGUGAGGAUGAGCUAGGACCCAGGAAGGCCGGCCUCAUCCUCUCCCAACUGGACGAACUGUCCCCGUGGUGUAAGGGUCUUCUUCAGGAGGCAAAGAUCGGCCUUCGCAGGAUGUCCCUCAAGUUCCUGUCCUGCCGUUACACUGACACCAAGGCCUUUGGACUGAACUGGGCGAACAUGGGCCAGGAUGUCCACAAGGCCUGUGACGAGCAGACCCUCACUGUCAUGUAUAAUGACUACGGCGAGCCCAAGGAGCUCUAA